AUGAUCCGCCGACCCUCCGCUUUCCAUCUCAAUGGAAGUGUGUUUUCUAUUGCACCCAAAGAACGUCAGACCUCGAAACUGACCUUCGAAUCAACAAACACAUGGACAGGCCAGCGACCUUACAAAUGUUCCGAGUCCGGUAGUGAAGAAAGGCAAGGCUUCGCCUCGAGUGGUGACUUCCUGCGCCAUCAAAAAAGAAUUACAUGA
Molecule: messenger RNA, 207 nt
Organism: Penicillium cosmopolitanum
Lineage: Eukaryota; Fungi; Ascomycota; Eurotiomycetes; Eurotiales; Aspergillaceae
Exons: 1
Coding region: 1-207 (68 amino acids)
Source: RefSeq, a predicted model, not a curated record